CAUUUUAAAGUCACACAAAAAAAUUGCCUCAAAAAAAAAUCCAUCACACAAAUUUCAUGUUUGUAUUUUUACUCACGCUUUUAGCUAAUUACAAGUACUUAGUCUAUCAUCAAGAGGGGGUGAAGACUCACACAUACUUAGUAGAAUGGUUAUUGAAGAUGAGCGCGAAUGCAUUUUAUUUGUUGAUUUCUCAUAAAAGGCUGUGCAGUUCCGAAAAUGCAAUUACAAAUCAUCCAACUUUCAGCUUAUUAACAUUGUUUAAGUUUUAUUGAGUUUUAGUGUUUAUUUUUCAUUAAAUUUUGUUAUUUGAAUUAUUUCAAAGGAAAUAUGGAAUUAAAAUUAACGUUGAUCUCACUGUUAGUUAUAUUAUGUAUAAUAAUAUCUGAGACAGAAGCUGGCCGUCAUAGGAAAAUCGUAAUCCAUGUACCAGUGAAAUUAAAGAAGGAAAAGCACACUCAUACAUUAAUUAAGCCACUUCAUGUCCAUCAUAAGCAAACAAUCAUCAAAGAGGAAGUGAAGCCGAUCAUUAGAGAAAUUCAUAAGCCAAUCGAAAUCCAUAAAGAAUAUCAUCAUAAGCCCGUUGAGGUUCACAAGGAAUAUCAUCAUAAGCCAGUUGAGGUUCACAAAGAAAUCCAUCAUAAGCCAGUCGAGAUUCAUAAAGAAGAUCAUCAUGAAUAUGAAAUCAAGAAACCAAAGCCAAUUUAUAAGGAAGAAAUUUCACAUGAACAUCUUCAUCAUCAUUAUAAGCAUGUCCAUCCUGAUAUCUCAUCAGACUCAUCAAUUGAUUUCGGGAAUGAACAUGGUGGCAGUAGCUACUCGUUCCAACAAUCACAUCCAUAAGAAAUAACAAGAAACUUUUUAAGGCACGUUUGGUAGUUUCAUGAGGAAGUGAUCAUUAACAUAAAGAUUGUGACUGCCAAUUACUGCCUGAAAAUGUUUGUGUUGUUCAGGUAUCUA
Messenger RNA from Chironomus riparius, 957 nucleotides. The record is from the annotation of a GenBank genome assembly. NCBI's taxonomy places the organism in Eukaryota, Metazoa, Arthropoda, Insecta, Diptera, Chironomidae.